Arachis stenosperma is the source of this 1471-nucleotide messenger RNA. RefSeq lists its product as uncharacterized. The transcript has 4 exons. Lineage: Eukaryota; Viridiplantae; Streptophyta; Magnoliopsida; Fabales; Fabaceae. The coding region runs from base 285 to 725 and encodes 146 amino acids. Gene Ontology annotation, cellular component: ribosome. Gene Ontology annotation, molecular function: structural constituent of ribosome. The record is from RefSeq and is a predicted model, not a curated record. Gene Ontology annotation, biological process: translation.
UCCACACAAGGGAGAUGGAAUUAUGGUGGUUUUUGUUUUUUCAGAAAUUCACUUUUCAUUUUUCAAUCCUUAAAAUAAAAUCAAUAAAAAGGGGAAAAAACAAAAAACAGAGCACACAGAAGAAAGGUUAAACACUUAAACUACACAGAGAAGAAGAGUAGAAGACCCUCUCAGUGCCGGCUCCAGCAUUUUGCGGCGGUUUUCUCUCCCUCCCUCCUCUCUCGACGCAGUCCACAGAAACUUUCUGUGUGUAUCUCAAGUAGUGCCCAUAUCACGUGGAAAGCAUGAAUUUUGCGGCAUCGUUGUGCAGAAGAUUGAAUAUCAAGGAACUCGUGACAAAUGUUCCUGUAUAUAGAAGCACUAGUGAUGUUUCUGGAGAAGGUUUGAGUCUUGUGUUCAGGCGUUGGGCUACUAAAAAGACAGCCGGUUCAACAAAGAAUGGACGAGAUUCAAAACCCAAGAACCUUGGAGUGAAAAAAUUUGGUGGGGAGAGGGUGAUUCCGGGGAAUAUCAUUGUUCGGCAACGCGGCACUCGCUUUCAUCCGGGGAACUAUGUCGGAAUUGGUAAAGAUCAUACUCUCUUUGCCAUGAAAGAGGGAUGUGUGAAGUUUGAAAGGAACAAACUGACCGGUCGCAAGUGGGUGCAUAUUGAGCCCAAGGAAGGUCAUGUCCUUCACCCUAUGUAUACAGAUGCUUCUGCCUCCGAACUAAAAGUUGCUGUCUAAGUUUUAAACUACUAACAUUCAUGGUAUGGAACUUUAUGCCUUUUUUUGUGGCAAAAAGCCAUUUUAGUUUAGUUCCUCAGCUUAUGCAACUUCCUAUAUUUUCUACCUAUAUCAUACACAAUCUUGAAAUGAUUGCUGGGUUGGUUUUUCAGUGCAUCUUCUAUGUGCUUGAAGUUUAAAUAAAACAUGGACAUUUGGGGAUUCAAUGUUGCUUGUUGGAUUUGUUUUUAUUUUUCACUUUUGUCAAUUAAGAUUUUAAGAAUCUAUCAGCCUAUAAAAAACACAAUAAAUAAGACUCAAUCAGCCUCUUGCAAGUUGCAAUCCGUGGAGCGCAAUAGACCCAAUGUAUUGCAACAAGAGACACAAAGUAAUCAUGGAUGAGAAACAAUCGUCACAACAAGGCGACGAGGGCCAGCAGUGCCGCAGAAGCAGGGCGGAGGGAGAGAAUUGGGCGGUGAUUUUUAGCAGAGCAGUCUGAGCUCCUGUGCAUUGGAGAGCAGCCCCACCUUCUUGAUGUUGUUGAGACCCUUCCUCUUUCUCAAUCCAUAUUUGAAAUCAAAUUUACUUUAUUCACAUUGAACCUUUUAGUUUACUUUGGUUUCGUUAUAAUUUUGGAAAUCAACCAGAUUGUAGGUCGAAGGAAUUAUAGGUGCUGAAAAUGUGUAGAUUUUGUAGGGAAAAAAAAGAAGAGGAAGAAGAUGUGCAAAAUUGUCUUUUUUUAUUUUAUUUUUUCUUCAGUGGGUACU